AUGGGACCUACACGCCAGUGCCAUCUGCCCAACGCGAAAGUCAACAUUGGUCGCCUCUCUAAGCGGUCACUCGAGUCCUGGGCCGCACAGCUGGGUGUGCUGCAUGUCGCAGAUGGAGUACCGGAAAAUCAGCGUGCUAUGACCCUUCAACGCGAGCUCGCCCGUCUGGCCCGUAACGGGACCGACAUGCGGAACGGCCAGCUACGCCGCCUCCCGAUGUCAGAGUCCGAAUGGCCGAACAUGCCUUAUCGUCUGCUUCAUGGAUUGCCGAUGAAGGGCGCCAUUGCAAAGGACGACCCGCGACGCGAUACUGAGCUCUCGAAUGAACAAAUUAAGGACUUCAUCAUGACCAAACUGGGAGGAAAAAAGAAGCGACGUGCGCUAAAGUGGAUUGACAAGCGCAUAGAGAAGGGUAUCAGCGGCGCGGACGCGGACGAUGAUGAUGACGAAGAAUAG
Molecule: messenger RNA, 456 nt
Organism: Schizophyllum commune H4-8
Lineage: Eukaryota; Fungi; Basidiomycota; Agaricomycetes; Agaricales; Schizophyllaceae
Exons: 2
Coding region: 1-456 (151 amino acids)
Source: RefSeq, a predicted model, not a curated record